AGCAAAGUCCAAGGACAGAGGGAAAAUGAAUACGGGUUCCCGAACAGGUAACAUUUCCUUGUUGAACAUCAGCUCUGUUGCCUUCCCAAGAGAGUUCUGGCCAUUCCCAGACAUGUACUACUGCUCUGCUUGUCUUUGAGACCAAGACGACAGCAUCGUUUUUUUCUGAGUUCAUAAAAAACUGGUGAAAUCCCCUCUGAUAUAUGGAGUUAAAGAGACAAGUCUCCACUGUGGCUGGCAACGGUUACCCUGGUGCCCAGCAAUCUCUGAGGUUACGGAGGGCUCUCUCCAGUGCAUCCAAUCAGAAUGGGCCCCAGUUCAACUGGGGAUCCCACCCCGAGGAGGGGGAGGAGGGGGGAGAGUCGGAGUCUCACCAGGAUCUCAGAGCCCUGCCGCUCCCCUUGGCCCUGAAGAGAGCCGUACGGGAGGUGCAGCAAAUGCGUGUCCCCGUGGUGACGAGCUGGGAGUCAUGGAAGCGUAGCAAGGGCCGGUCCCUGAACAGGCUCAGAGAGAAUGCCUCCGGAGGCCUGGCUUACAUAGCUCUGUGGCGGAAAGCUCUGCAGAAGAUAGGAGGUAACUUUGGCGGUGGUGUGCAGUCCUACUUCUUGUUCCUGCGGUUCCUUGUGAUUCUUAACUUCUUCUCCUUCCUGCUGAUUGGUGGCUUCGUCCUCGUGCCCAGCAUCGUGUUUAGAACCAUCGGCAACAGCACCUUCAACAACACUGGUCCUAAGGAGUGUUUGAUCUAUGACCCUAAUCCUCAAGGCUUGUUGGUGUUCUACAAUUACUUCCUGGACUUACUGUCUGGAACUGGUUUCAUGGAGUACUCCUACCUGUUCUACGGUUUCUAUGACAACACGGUGGCUGAGAGCAGUGGCUUCACCUACAACAUCCCCCUGGCCUACAUCCUCACUGCUGUCUUCUAUUUUGCUUUUUGCUUCAUCUGCAUCAUUGUACGCAUGGGGAGCGCGGCUCGCGUCGCCGUGGCAACGGUCGGGGGUGCCGCCGGCAGUUACAGCAAGCUGGUGUUCACCGGCUGGGACUAUGGUUGCCAGGGAGACCGGGCCACCAGACUGAAGCAGAACAACAUCCGGUAUCAGUUUCAGGUGGACCUGGAGGAGGAGAGGAGACUGAAGAAAGCAGCCUCUCUGACGUUAGGUCAAACCGUUUGGCUGUACACCCUUCGCACCGUUCUGAGCCUGAUCUGCCUGGGCCUCAUCGGUGCAGCCUUCACCGCCAUCGCAGAGGCCACUACAUUUAGCCAGAGCCAGACAGGGGUGUCAGGGAUCCAGGGCCUGUUAUGGGAAUACCUUCCCUCCAUAGUGAUGACCGCAGGAAACUUCCUAGUGCCUUUCCUCUGUGACCAGAUCGCCCUCCUGGAACGAUACUCCCCCAGCACUACCGUCAUAGUGGCUCUGCUCAGGUCAGUGUUUCUGCGUUUGGUCAGUCUGGGUGUACUCCUCUUCACUCUGUGGAAUCAGAUCACCUGCUAUCAACAGAAAGAGUUAUGCCAACUGUGCCAUUACAACUAUAAGGAAUAUCCGUGCUGGGAGACCCGAGUGGGACAGGAGAUGUACAAACUGGCCAUUUUUGACUUCCUCACCACCAUAGCUGUUCUCGUCCUGGUUGAGUUCCCUCGAAGGAUGGUGGUGGACCAAUGUUCCUGUAAGCUGACCCAGUGGGUAGGGAGGCAGGAGUUUCUGGUUCCUACCAAUGUGCUGGGUUUGGUCUACGGCCAAACAGUAGUGUGGACCGGAGCACUGUUUUGCCCCUUGUUGCCCCUUAUCAACACCCUCAAGUUUGUUAUCCUCUUCUACUGCAAGAAGAUCACUCUGUUCCAGAACUGCCGACCUGCCGUGAAGACCUUCCGCUCCACCACCUCCACUUUCUUCUUCCUGGUGGUGCUGCUGUUCGGCUGGAGCCUGGCCCUGGUAGCCAUGAUCUACAGUCUGGCUAAGAUCCAUCCCUCAUGGAGCUGCGGACCUUUCCGUUCUCUCUCCACCAUGUGGAUUAUCAUCCCCAACACCUUUGAUACACUUUCUCUAACCACCAGAGACUUCCUCUACUAUAUAGGCUCCCAGGCUUUCUCCAUCCCAUUCUUUAUCUUCUUUUGUGUUGCACUGUGCUAUGUAGCAGCCCUGGCCUCGGUUUAUGGGAAGAGUGUGGCUCUUCUAAGGGCACAGCUUAAACUGGAGGGGCGUGAUAAGCAGUUCCUCGUCAAGCAGAUUGAGGAGUUGAGUCUGAAAAUGGGGGUUCAAAGAGGUAGAACGGAUGACUAUGGUGUUGAUGCAACAUGGAACAAAAACUAAACUUCUAAAUGGCCACAUUCCAUAUUAACGUCGCCAAUUACAUUUUACGUGUGUCCCGAUCAUGUCACCACUUUGAUGGAAUUUAUUUUUGAUGCAAUGAAUAUUAUUGAAUGUCUUCUUUUUUCUUUCUUUUUUACCUAGAAAUCUCUUAAUAAAAAAAUAAUUAUGUAUUGCU
Messenger RNA from Hypomesus transpacificus, 2481 nucleotides. RefSeq names its product transmembrane channel-like 4 (gene tmc4). Gene Ontology annotation, molecular function: mechanosensitive monoatomic ion channel activity. The transcript has 16 exons. Lineage: Eukaryota; Metazoa; Chordata; Actinopteri; Osmeriformes; Osmeridae. The record is from RefSeq and is a predicted model, not a curated record. The coding region runs from base 204 to 2306 and encodes 700 amino acids. Gene Ontology annotation, cellular component: plasma membrane.